AUGCGCCGCCAUAUCUCGCCCGAAUUGGCGCGUCUACGACCGGUUCUGCAACGGACCAGUCAGGCCGGACUAGCCUACAGAUCCUACGGCACAGAUAGCCUGGGGGAAUCGCGGACGAUACACUCUAUACCUUCUCGUUCUGCACAGGACGAUGAGCUACGCAAUCCACGAUCAGCGCAGGCCGUCCACCUCAAACCUCUUCGUCGCACUGCGGAGCAUGGCUUUCCUUCGUGCGACCUUCAACUUCGAUCUUACAGCGUGCAGCCGCUCGAUGUCUUCUCCGAUUUUGCACUCCGAGCCGCAUAUUAUCUGGGUCUACCCGCGUUGGGGCCUGUGCCACUGCCGCGUAUAACGGAGCGCUGGACAGUCCCAAGGGAUCACUUCAUUUUUAAGAAGUCGCAGGAGAAUUUUGAGCGUAAAACGUUACGCCGCAUGAUACAGAUUCAGGAUGGGAAUCCCGAGACUGUACAGCUUUGGCUUGCGUAUCUUCGGAAGCAUCAGUACUACGGCAUUGGCAUGAAGGCUAACUUUUGGGAGUUUGGUCCUACGGACGUUGAGCGCAACGAGCAGUUCCUGGAAGCUGGUGAUGGUGAGCUAUCGUCGACAUGGGAGCAUCUCAGUCAGACCAGAUCAGUCACGGAAGCUGAGGCCGAGGAGAUGCUCAGCCACGGUCGCUUGAGUAAUUCUUUGGGCCUGUCGCGUGCCAUGCCUCGUGCCAGCACACCUUCAGCUCCUUAA
Beauveria bassiana ARSEF 2860 is the source of this 738-nucleotide messenger RNA. Its product is annotated as ribosomal protein S10p/S20e. The record is from RefSeq and is a predicted model, not a curated record. The coding region runs from base 1 to 738 and encodes 245 amino acids. NCBI's taxonomy places the organism in Eukaryota, Fungi, Ascomycota, Sordariomycetes, Hypocreales, Cordycipitaceae. Gene Ontology annotation, molecular function: structural constituent of ribosome. Gene Ontology annotation, cellular component: ribosome; small ribosomal subunit; mitochondrion. The transcript has 3 exons. Gene Ontology annotation, biological process: translation.